This is a messenger RNA of Aspergillus terreus NIH2624, 1596 nucleotides long. Its product is annotated as NTF2 and RRM domain protein. Gene Ontology annotation, molecular function: mRNA binding. The record is from RefSeq and is a predicted model, not a curated record. The transcript is spliced from 3 exons. Bases 1 to 1596 code for a protein of 531 amino acids. Gene Ontology annotation, cellular component: Ubp3-Bre5 deubiquitination complex; cytosol; ribonucleoprotein complex. Gene Ontology annotation, biological process: ribophagy; protein deubiquitination. Lineage: Eukaryota; Fungi; Ascomycota; Eurotiomycetes; Eurotiales; Aspergillaceae.
AUGGCCGACUCCGCUCAAGCUCCGAUGAACGGCAAUUACCCUGCUCAGCACGCCUACCACGACUCCUACAACCACACUCACGCGGCCAUGAAUAAUGCGGCCAACUUCCAGCCUGCACAGUCUUCCACUCCCACCAAUGCUCCCCCCGCCGACCAGCAGAAGAAUGGAAUUUCCAAGGAUGAGGUCGGCUGGUACUUCGUCGAACAAUAUUACACCAACAUGAGCCGUAGCCCGGAGAAACUGCACCUGUUCUACUCUCGGCGCUCGCAGUUCAUCUUCGGUACGGAGGCUGAGACGGUUACCAUUGCUAUGGGCACCAAGGCGAUUCAAGAAAAGAUCAAGGAGCUCGACUUCCAGGACUGCAAGGUUCGCGUUCUGAACGUCGACUCUCAGGCUUCGUUCGACAACAUCCUGAUCGCCGUCAUUGGUGAAAUCUCGAACAAGGGCGAGGCUUCUCGCAAGUUCGUCCAGACCUUCGUGCUUGCGGAGCAGCCCAAUGGGUACUACGUCCUCAACGACAUCUUCCGCUUUUUGGUUGAUGAAGAGGAAAUCGUCAAUGAGGAGGCUCCCGCUGCCGCCCCCGCUCCUGUUGAGGAGACUCCAGCGGAGGCGCCCUCCCAGGCCGUGACCGAGCCGGCUCCCGCCGCGGAGAAGUCGCAGGUGGACACUGAGUCUGCCGCGGCCAAGGUGGACGAGAAGCUUGAGGAGGCCGAAAAGAACGGCGAGGAGGUGCCGGCCAAGGCGGUUGCGGAGCAGACCAACGGCACCGAGACCAAGGAGUCAGAGGCUCCUGUCCAGCCCGCUGCCGCCGCCAAGCCUGAAGCUGUCCAGCCCGAGAAGCCCGCCACUCCCGAGUCCACUCCUGCGGUGCCCGCGCAGAAGGAAGCCCCCGCCCCUGCGAAGGAGGCUGCCCCUGCUCCUGCGCCCGCUCCCGCGAAGGCUCUCCCCAAGACCUGGGCCAACAUCGCGUCCAAGUCGGGCGCGUCCGCUCCUGUUGUGCCCGCCAUCCCCGUCUCCCCGGCUAAGCCUGCUCCCGCUGCUGCUCCGGCCGUCCCCCAGCCGGCUGCUGCCACUCCUGCCGCCCCGGCCCCUGAGCCCACUCCCGCUAGUCAGCCCUCUUCCAAUGACGGAUCUGGCUGGCAGACCGCUGGUCAGGAGAACAAGAAGAACCAAUCCCGCUCGAACGAGGAGCAGAACACUCUUGGCUACAUCAAGAAUGUUACUGACAAGGUGGACCCCAACUUGCUUCGCCAGACCCUCACUCGCUUUGGAAAGCUCAAGCAUUUCGACGUGAACCGCACCAAGAGUUGCGCCUUUGUUGAGUUCGCUGAUCCCGCGGGCUAUGCGGCUGCGGUUGCUGCCAACCCUCACCAGAUCGGUACCGAGCAGAUCUCUGUUGAGGAGCGUCGCGCUCGCGCCAACGCUUACGGUGGCGCCUAUGGCGCCGGCCGGGGUGGUGCUGGUCGUGGCCGCGGUGACCGUGCCGGCAGCCAGGGCCGUGGCGGUUUCCAGCGCGAUGGCCGGGGCGGCUUUGCUCCCCGUGGUCGUGGUGGAAACGUCAAUGCCAAGGGUCGCAACCAGGCCCCGGCCGCUUAA